AUGGAAACAUUAGCUGGAGUGUUAAACGCUCUCAUAAAUACUACAAUAAACAAGGAUAACGGAGAAAACUUAAUGAAUGUUAAACUUAUUGCAGGAGUUUUGAAGUUCAGUUAUGUGAAGGAGUUUAAGAUAACACGAAUGAGUCAUAGAGUUCAAUUGCUUCUGGGAGCAUACCAUAUGACAUUUCCUUUGAAAAGUGUUGACAAAACGAUUGAGAUGAAAUCUGUUCCAUACGUAUGUUAUGGCAAUUGUUUGUACAUUGAGUCAAAAAUAGCUAAUGUCACAGGUAUUUCAGGAGUUAAUAGUAAAGGUUCAGUAGAAUAUAAAUCCUUCUGUUAUGCAGUCAAUUCAAUGUUCAUUCCAAACGUUCCUGUCAUAGCAACUCAUUUAGGUAAAUGGGUUCGCAUUAGUCCUCAUAAUUUGAAAGACAUGCAAUUCAGACUUGUUGACUUUCAAGGAGAGCCUGUAGAACUGAAGGCACCAGUGCGAAUGACUGUUGAAGUUGACUUUUUAGAAAAUAUUAAAUGCAACAGCUUACAAGAGAACUCAGAGCUAAAAAUAUAA
This is a messenger RNA of Trichomonas vaginalis G3, 564 nucleotides long. RefSeq lists its product as uncharacterized. The transcript has a single exon. The record is from RefSeq and is a predicted model, not a curated record. The coding region runs from base 1 to 564 and encodes 187 amino acids. NCBI's taxonomy places the organism in Eukaryota, Parabasalia, Trichomonadida, Trichomonadidae.